Pecten maximus is the source of this 4704-nucleotide messenger RNA. Its product is annotated as E3 ubiquitin-protein ligase RBBP6-like. The coding region runs from base 457 to 3486 and encodes 1009 amino acids. The transcript has a single exon. Lineage: Eukaryota; Metazoa; Mollusca; Bivalvia; Pectinida; Pectinidae. The record is from RefSeq and is a predicted model, not a curated record.
CGGGAUAGUGUGUGCGGUGCUACCUGGCUAAAAUCGGAUCAGCUAUAUUGACAAUAUUCCACAUCAUAUUUCAGGAAAACAAAUACAUUUUGUAAUAACUUUUACUUUACUUUCUUACGAUGUGCUUUAUGAUGUACAUUAUGAACAUGAAAUUCUACUAGCUUUAAAACCUGUUGAAUUACUUAAAGUAUGAAGUAUAGCACACGGAAGUUAGUUAUCGUGGUAGAUUUUAUUUAUCUGCAUUAAUGAACUACAUUAGAUGCGAUAUGGAUAAUAACGGUCGGUGCGUAUUAUCAAGGAAAUGAAAACUGGACGAGAGACCUUCCAAAAGCCAUUGUCAACUGUAUUUACCCAAGAGUUUAAGGAGUAUUGAUUUAUAUAUAUACAUUAUAUAUAUAAACUACGAAUAUCAUAAAGCGCCUUAGUAUUUGUUAGUAUCGUUACUCGCUGGUAAAAAUGAGAAGACGCAGAAACAAAAUUCCUGGUUCUCGUUCACAAAAGCAUAGAAAAUUACCGAACCGACGGUCAUGUUCUAGAUCAUGUUCACCAAGACGGAGAAGGUCUAAUCGAAGAUCAGCUUCAUCUUCUCCAGGACCAAGCCGUAGCAGUAAAAGUAAAUCGCCAUGCAGAAUGAACCGUAGCAGAAGUAGGACGCCUAACAGAAGGAGUCAUAGCAAAAGUAAGACGCCUAGCAGAAGGAGUCGUAGCAGAAGUAGGUCGCCUAGGAGAAGGAGUCGUAGCAAAAGUAGGUCGCCUAACAGGAGUCGCAGCAGAAGUAGGACGCCUAACAGGAGUCGCAGCAGAAGUAGGACGCCUAACAGAAGGAGUCGUAGCAGAAGUAGGACGCCUAACAGAAGGAGUCGUAACAGAAAUAGGUCACGUAACAGGAGUCGUAACAGAAAUAGGUCACUUAACAGGAGUCGUAGCAAAAGUAAGACGCCUAACAGAAGGAGUCGUAGCAGAAGUAGGACGCCUAACAGAAGGAGUCGUAGCAGAAGUAGGACGCCUAACAGAAGUCGUAGCAAAAGUAAGACGCCUAACAGAAGGAGUCAUAGCAGAAGUAGGACGCCUAACAGAAGGAGUCGUAGCAGAAGUAGGACGCCUAACAGAAGGAGUCGCAGCAGAAGUAGGACGCCUAACAGAAGGAGUCGUAGCAGAAGUAGGACGCCUAACAGGAGUCGUAGCAAAAGUAGGACGCCUAACAGAAGGAGUCAUAGCAGAAGUAGGACGCCUAACAGAAGGAGUCGUAGCAGAAGUAGGACGCCUAACAGAAGGAGUCGUAGCAGAAGUAGGACGCCUAACAGAAGGAGUCAUAGCAGAAGUAGGACACCUAACAGGAGUCGCAGCAGAAGUAGGACGCCUAACAGAAGGAGUCGUAGCAGAAGUAGGACGCCUAACAGAAGGAGUCAUAGCAGAAAUAGGCCACUUAACAGGAGUCGCAGCAGAAGUAGGUCGCCUUACAGAUGGAGUCGAAGUAGAUCACUUUCGUAUUCUAGCGGUUCACCAGGAGACCUAUCCAGUUGCGCUCUCAGUAGGAGUUGCAGUAGAAGUCGAUCACCUCAGAUAAUGACUUACAGAAGCAGAAGUAGAUCUAGAAGCAGAAGUAGAUCUAGAAGCAGAAGUAGAUCUAGGAGCAGAAGUAGAUCUAGGAGCAGAAGUAGAUAUAUAAGUAGAAGCAGAUCUAGAGGCAGAAGACGCUAUAGCAGAAGUUGGUCUCCUUGUUCUCCUUCUUAUAGGAGUCGUAGCAGAAGCAGGUCUCCUUCUUAUAGGAGUCGUAGCAGAAGCAGGUCUCCUCCCAGAGUACACUCUAGACGAGGACGGGCUCGCAGAACCCGUCGAAGAACAAAAAAACAAAAUAGAAAUAACUCAUGUCAGGGACAUAGUGGCACGACUGCAAUAAUCACGACUUUGGACAUUGAUGAAAAUGUCAAGGAUUUUUUCUUUGCCAACCUUUCGGUGGAUGAACAUGUCAAAGCUCAAAACCAAAAUCGUUGCAGAUAUAUUGCAGGCAUCACAUUGUUACAUCAAAAGGGAGUAGACCUACAUCAACGAGUCCGAGUACGUGCUUUAGCUGCAAGUUGGGCCAGAAAAGACUUCAAGUUGUCUACAGAUUUCUUACGCGAUCGUGACAGAUAUGGAGUUGCUGAGAUACUGAAAGCGUUGAAAAUUCUGGAUUCAGGCAGACGUAUCCGACAGAGAGAAAGAAUGUUAAAACGGCUUCAAUUGAGCACAAGUAAAGUGUCUCGUCACACAAUUGAAAAAAUGAAGUGCAAAAUCAGCGAUUUGAGGAGAAUACAGCCAAUGCAAGGAUCUGUCAAUUUAUCGGUGUGUAAAAAUGUCCGCAAAUGGACAAAAACUCUAAAGAAGGAGGAACUUGAACGAUAUGCUCUCCAUCUGCCCAAAGAACCGUGGAAGAAACUAGCCGAUAUCUGUCAUUUCAACCCAGUUAAGGACUUUCCUAAUUUACCAUGGUUUCUUCCUUACUGUUUCGGCAAACCGCCACCGAGCGGAACUGUAGUGCACAUAUGUCAGGACCUGAAUGGAAAAAACAUAAACGACAAACUGAAAAUGUGUGACAUUCCAUAUUCCCAUUGCCGUAAAUUUAUGAAAUAUCUUGAUGUUGAGUCAAAGAUUAAAAUCGCGACAUCAGAACCUCAACUCGACACGGUGUUAUGGUAUUAUGAAGACCUAGAAUGUCGCCAGGUGGACGAAGUUAUAAUGCAACGACUUGACACCGGAGACACAACCAACCUAUCGAUAGGAAAGUUGAUGGAUCGAUUGCUCACACUGAAGGAAAUGGCGCGCGGGUUUUGUCGUGGCAGGAGAACGAAAGCAAAAUACAAAAUUCCUUUCAUGAACACGUUACUAAGUAUUGCUGAAUCGAAACUUCGAGAUGUCAAACUGAAGUUAGAAGCGCCUGUUGCUGUGCUCGGAGAUAGGUCGGCAUCCAUGGAUAUCGCGGUCAAGACUAGCUCGGUCAUUAUCGGUAUCCUCUGUUCGAUUUGUUCUGCGGACCUUGUUGUUUUCAACGGAUCGUGUAAGCGCCCUAAGGUUGUGCCCACAAAUGUCGAUGAAGCACUGAAACUUGCAAUGAAAACAGUGGCGGAUGGCAGCACAAAUCCUUCGUCAGCCUUGAAACCUUUUUACAAACGAAAGAGAAUUGUGAAGACGUUCAUUAUAGUGACCGACGAAGAAGAAAAUGUUGGCGAUUUCGCAGACCUCUUCGAGAAAUACCAUGCAGAAGUGUAUCCGGCACAGCUCGUAUUUGUCUCCUUUUUGGAGCAACAUGAAACGGGGUAUAUGUGUCGUAAAUUAAUGAAGAGGGGCUUCAAUCCACUGCAAUUUGUUCUAAAUAGAAAACGACCAGAUCUGACAAAACUAGAAAAAUUGUUUGGGAUUUUAGCUUCAGGGUGCAAUUCAUUUAAUGAAGAACUGUCCAUUGUUCAACGUGAGAUAUCCGGAAACAUCCAUGCAAGUGAUCUGUAAUCUUUGGAUAAAAAACAUGUUAACCGCAAGUAACAAUGAGAAUAAUACGUGUGCAGUGCAUGUAAUUAGAACGUAAAGUGGUGCACUUGGUACUACAUACAUAAAGGUAUCACUAUAACUUAUAUAAAGUAUAUACAUAAUGCCAUAGUUAUGUUAAGUUACAUUUAUUACAUAAGUUACAUACUUAGUAGUACAUGCAUUACUUAGUAGUAUAUACAUUACUUAGUAGUACAUGCAUUACUAGUAGUACAUGCAUUACUUAGUAGUAUAUACAUUACUUAGUAGUACAUGCAUUACUUAGUAGUAUAUACAUUACUUAGUAGUAUAUACAUUACUUAGUAGUAUAUACAUUACUUAGUAGUACAUGCAUUACUUAGUAGUAUAUACAUUACUUAGUAGUACAUGCAUUACUUAGUAGUAUAUACAUUACUUAGUAGUACAUACAUUACUUAGUAGUAUAUACAUUACUUAGUAGUACAUGCAUUACUUAGUAGUAUAUACAUUAUUUAGUAGUAUAUACAUUAUUUAGUAGUAUAUGCAUUACUUAGUAGUACAUGCAUUACUUAGUAGUACAUGCAUUACUUAGUAGUACAUGCAUUAUGUCAUUGUUAUGUAAAUUAAGCUACAUAAUUAGUAGUACAUACCUCAUGUCAUUCUGAUGUAAAGUUACAUACUUAGUACAUACAUUACUUAGUAGUACAUACAUUAUUUAGUAGUACAUUCUUACUAAGUAGUACAUACAUUUCUUAGUAGUACAUACAAUAUGUCAAUGUUGUUUGAUGUUAUAUAUACAUAGUAGAGUUAAGUAGUGCAUGCCUCAUGUCAUUCUUAUGUAAAGUUAUAUACUUAGUACAUACAUUAUGUCAUUGUUACGUAAACUAAGUUACAUACUUAGUAGUACAUACAGUAUGCCAUUGCUAUGUAGAGUAAUACACUUAGUGUAUACACAUUAUGAUGCUGUUAUGCAAGAUUACUAUGAAUGCCACAUAAUAAUGUAAAUUGUAAUUCUGAAAUAUAAAAAAAAAAACUUCCAUUCAAGGUGACUUUGCACAUGUCCUCAACCCGCGGUUCACAUAUAUGUAUCGAAUACAUUUGUUGGUUGGAAAUUUGCUCUAACAGUAAAUGAAUUCUCUAAAAUAUAUACUGUUGAAAAUGAUUAUUCAUUUUAAACGUUAAAUACUUACUAGUAUAUGUAAUUAAAUUUGAUGAGUAUGAACA